Molecule: messenger RNA, 1489 nt
Organism: Poecilia latipinna (sailfin molly)
Lineage: Eukaryota; Metazoa; Chordata; Actinopteri; Cyprinodontiformes; Poeciliidae
Product: claudin-11-like
Exons: 3
Coding region: 532-1185 (217 amino acids)
Cellular component (GO): membrane; bicellular tight junction
Molecular function (GO): structural molecule activity
Source: RefSeq, a predicted model, not a curated record
CCCAUGGUGUCCCUGACACUCUGCGGUUUAAAGCUGCUGCAUCUGAAGGAAACUGAUUCAGAUUCAUGUCUCUGAGUUCCUUCCUGAAGAUGCAGAUCCUGACCUUUGCCCUCCAGAUGUCUCAGCUCAGCCCUGCUGCUCCUCUGCUCUCCAUCUGGUUCAGGUUUGGAUCUGGAUUUUCCCUGGUUGGCGUUGGGAGGGGGGCAGGUUCGCGCCACACCCUGAGAUAAAUCUUAUGAUUUUCUUUCCUUGUGGAUAACGCACAACGGGACACGGUGCAGCAGCUCCUCAUCUUAUUUCAGACUUUUUGAAACAUUUUUAGUCAAGGAAAAGCGUCUUUCAGGGAUUUUUUUUCCUUUCUGAAUUACGCAGAAGAACCUGCUGAAAUUUGUGCUUUAUUUACCCAGUAAAGAACAUUUGGAUAAGUUUUUAUUUCCUGGAGACAGGAAAGAAAAUAACCAACGGCUAAAAGCCCUCAGGAAGAUAAAAGUUGUGUUUUUUGGAACGUGUAAAGACGCACGGCGGAUCUCCAUGGCGCAUAUCUGCAGGCAGCUGGUUGGCGUCGGGGGGAGCUGCGUGGGUUGGGUCGGGCUCAUCUUCGCCACGGCGACCAACAACUGGGUCCAGACGUGCGACUACUCGGUGGCCACCUGCCUGCGCAUGGACGAGCUGGGGUCACGCGGCCUGUGGGCCGAGUGCGUGGUGUCUCCAUCACUCUACCACUGUGUGUCUCUGGACCAGAUGUUCUCGCUGCCCGCGUACGUCCAGGUGUCCCGGGCUCUGAUGAUCGCCGCGUGUCUCCUGGGCGUCCCCGCCUUGCUGCUGGUCCUCAUGUCCAUGCCCUGCAUUCGGUUGCCUAGCAACUACUCCGCCACCGUUAAGAAGCGCCGCACCCAGGUGGGCGGCGUCCUCUUCAUCGUCAUGGCUGUUUUUGGUGCCGUAGCGACCGUCUGGUUCCCCAUCGGAGCGAACAAAGCGGAGCACCUCAUGUCCUUCGGCUACUCUCUGUACGUGGGCUGGGUGGGAGCCGGGCUCUGCCUGCUGGGCGGCGUCGUCAUCCUCUGCUUCCAGGUCGCCCUCAUCACCAACCCGUCCAGGGAGAACAGCUUCUUCUACUCCAGACGGGGCGGAACCGCCCGGGAGGUCGACCGCUCCGCCAACCACGCCAAGACUGAACGGGUGUGAGGGGCGACAGGCUUCCCGUCCUGCAGGCGGUUCACCAGCGAUGCACCGAUCCACCUCUUACCGAACAAAACCGAUAUCUGAGGUUUGGCAUCAGAACUGGCCCUCUACAGCUCAGUUAAAGAUGCAGUGUGUAACUACCCUCCAUGUUGUGCUGCUCAUCCUGUUGUGAAUGCUAAUUCUAGUUAGCAUAGCAUAAACAGUUUACCUUAUCGGUAAAUUGUUUCUCCGCUAAGACCCUCCUCCCGGCUCUGAUUGGUUGUUUUUGUGCAUUUCUUCAGGCAGCACUAACAGAUCAGAGAGGAGG